AUGCCACAGCAGAUCGAUCAAAGCCACAGGACCCCCUGCACCGUACCACAAUCGAGGCCACUUGCACGCGAGGCCCGGGCCUCAAUGCGGUACACUGCACUGGAGACGUUGGCGCAGUUACUGUCCCCUUUGUCAUCCGCGACUCCGUUCUCGAUCGCGUCCUCGAUCGCGUCCCCGAUCGCGUCGUCGGCAUCGCCCAAUCCAUACCCACCGUUCACAAUCAACAGCCCCAUCUCCCCCAAUUUCGGACUAGAUCUCAACCAGACAAUCGCCCUAAGCUCACAAUCAGACUUCAGCAUAACAUCAGGGUCAGAGUCAGGCCCCAGCUCAAGUUCCCCAGCGUACUCUUCAAGCUCAGCUUCUUCCUCUUAUUCAGACGCAACUAGUAUAUGGGGUGUCUGCUCUAGCCAACGCGCACAGGACAUACAGCUCCGCGGACGCACGCUAUACACCGACGAGCCUGAGGCGACGCCGACGCCGAAACAGCUUACCUUCCCCUCCGGUGCCGGUGACAUAUCCUCCAAAACCGAUGCUACAGCAGAAGAAGCAGGAGCAGUAACACCAAAAGCCGCAGCAAAAGCACCAGAGAGCAGCGACUCAGCAGGUCCGAGUCACCGCGCGCCGAAAAGACCAAGUCGACAAGUGUCGCAAGCCAAAGGGUUAGCAGCAGCAGCAGCAGCUUUGACGACUGCCACAAGACACACAGCAUCAUCAGCAGCAGCAGCAGAAACCACCAGCGCGCAAGCCCCCGCAUACGCAAACAGCAGCAGCAGCAGCAGCAGCAGCAAUGCACGGCUACACUCUGCCACCAACGAGGCGCUUAGUGGUAUACUUUUUUACGGUAGCAACUCUUUGCUACCGACUUCCCCCAGCGCCAGCGCCAGUGGCUCGGGCACCGGCUCUGUGUCUUGCCCAGACCAGACCAUCAACGCGGACGGCGCGAAGCGCAGCUCGUCUGUCCAUUGUCUUUGGAGCAAAUCAUGCUCGUCAUUCGAAGAGCGUGCUGCUCGAUUACCAUCAGCACACGCAAAGCGUCAACCAUCAUCCGAGGCGGGACGAAGGUACGAGGAGAAGAGGGACGAGCUUCUGAAUCUCCUCGACGCGCACCUUGCAGGAUACGAGAGUAUCCUCCCACCCCACCUCGUGUCGAGCGCAGCGGAGACCCCUCUGCCUCUGCACGGUUUUUCAAAGCUGCAAGGGCAAAGCAUUGCCGUGCGCAAGGUGCGCACCAUCGGCUCGGGAAAUGGCACCGCGCGCAUCGAGAGCGUGCGCGCCGCCUGUCUCUUGGACUCUCACUCAGCCUCGGGGAUGGGGCUGCAGCGCGACAGCAUCUGGGUGCUGAAGCGCUUCCAAACCCGCAAUGUUCCAUUCGCAGACGGCGUGCGCGCGCGCGCACAGCUGAAAAGUGAGUGCGAAAUCUACAGGCGCAUCGCGGAGGCGCCGAGGGAGGGCAAAAUCGGCCUUGAGUUUAUUAUGGAGUUGGUGGCAACGGUCUCGUUCCGCGGGGAACACUGUUUGCUUUUGCCGCUGAUGGCGACCGAUCUAGCAGAUGUGCUAGAUAGCAGGCGCACAGUAAUGCCUCGUCGCGAUACCUGCAGAAUAAUCGCACAAAUCGCCACUGGACUCGCCACAUUACACAGCAUAGGCAUCAUCCACAGCGACCUCAAGCCCGCAAACAUCCUCUUCACGCCCAGCGGCACCGUGAAGCUCGCCGACUUCGGGCUGAGCUACCGCACCCCAACCCUGGCGCCGCUACACCGAGACACGGUGUACACCGCGCGCGCUGUCGGCACGCGCGGGUACAUGGCGCCAGAGAAGAUCCGCGCGGUGGGGUACAGCUACCCCGUCGACUACUGGGCGCUAGGGUGCGUAUUCGCGGAGAUGGUGGGCGUCGAGGAUCGGAUGCUGAGGAGCUUUGAGGAGUGUCGCGAUCUGUUGACGUGGGACGAAGAUUACGGUGAGGUUGAGGAGCGCAGGAGCUUCUUCAAGGAUCAAGAACUCGAUGAGGACGCGCUCAGUCUGGUUUGUGGGCUUCUGGACCCAAAUCCCCAGACGCGCUUUGGAAUACUGGAGCUCGUCGCUCAUCCGUAUUUCAAAAACAAUGAUCUCUCCGAGUUCGAAAAAAUCGGCGAAAUGGAGCCAGAAAAUUUAUUAGUCGUGGACUCUCCUAGUCCCAAGGACAUACACUCGAUGCCGAUAUAUCCGAUCGAGACAUCGGAUCCAUCCAAUGAUACCAUGUAUCGUUGGAUCAAUCCCUACGGGCCUUACGUAUCAAACUGCUAA
Molecule: messenger RNA, 2283 nt
Organism: Psilocybe cubensis
Lineage: Eukaryota; Fungi; Basidiomycota; Agaricomycetes; Agaricales; Agrocybaceae
Product: putative serine/threonine-protein kinase
Exons: 9
Coding region: 1-2283 (760 amino acids)
Biological process (GO): mitotic DNA damage checkpoint signaling; protein phosphorylation
Cellular component (GO): nucleus
Molecular function (GO): protein serine/threonine kinase activity; ATP binding
Source: RefSeq, a predicted model, not a curated record